Molecule: messenger RNA, 865 nt
Organism: Cuscuta campestris
Lineage: Eukaryota; Viridiplantae; Streptophyta; Magnoliopsida; Solanales; Convolvulaceae
Source: the annotation of a GenBank genome assembly
CGAAGCAUUUUCCAUUUUAUUGAGGUCCCUCUCCCCCAACUCAUCAUCACUCCUUCUGAGACUGCUCCAUAACCACCGGCGUAUCAAAGCAAUGGAAUCGAACCUGAAGUUGAACCAGGGCAACUCCAAUCGUCCCGCUAAAUCCCUGUUUUUCGAUCGCCGAUACGGUUGGGUGUAAGCCGUCACUCCGCCCGGCCGAAUACCUGGCAUUUAUGUUUGAUGAGUGGAAGGACCCAUCAGAUCAAGCAAUGGAAGGUGGCCGAGGAAUGUUCUGCGUUUUGCCUUUAGCAAAAGCUUUGUUGAAGAUUGCUUCACAAACGAUUGAUUCUGCAGUCAUCAGUGUUGUCAAAGUUCUAGAAAAUCCCAACUCAGUUUCACCUCAACUGGUGCAGACCAAUCUACAUGCCCAAUUCAACAAAAUCAAAUCCUCAAUGGAGAGAGAAACUGGAGCUCAAUUUCAUGAAGCAUAGUAAAGAUCUCAGGUCGGAGUUCACUCCUCCCAACCUAAAUGGAGAAAGUGCCGAAACAGCAUCCAGAUGUUAAAACUUCGAUAACGCUGACACCAUGUAAACAUUGGUAUCUAAAACUGCUCAUACUUGUCUGUGUUUAUGUGGCCUCUAGGCUUUCGAUAAUCAUUCUUGUAGUUCUAUGCCGUGUUUUCUCGCUUGUAUGGAAGAAGCUAAUUACUGUAUUUGGCUUGCUUCUUGUGCAUAGCAAAACCUGGUGGGAAAACACACUGACAUUUGGCAUUGCUUUCUAAUGAACUAAACAUGCAGUGUAGUGACAAAUGGAGUUGUUAGAAUGAUGAGUCUUUUGGUUAAUGACUCUGUGUGGCAUUUGCUUUAGCGUUUGGACUUUGUAAUUU